AUGACUUCCAAGCCCACGACGACGGCAGCGCCCUCAAGUACUACGACGUCGAGCGCUUCGAGCCGCGAGAAGCCGCCGUUCAGUUACAACGCCCUCAUCAUGAUGGCCAUCCGCCAGAGCCCGGAAAGACGUCUCACCCUGAACGGCAUCUACGAGUUCAUCAUGGACCGGUUCCCCUACUACAGGGACAACAAGCAGGGCUGGCAGAACUCCAUCCGCCACAACCUGAGCCUCAACAAGUGCUUCGUCAAGGUGCCGCGUCACUACGACGACCCGGGCAAGGGCAACUACUGGAUGCUGGACCCGAGCAGCGACGACGUCUUCAUCGGCGGCAGCACGGGCAAGCUGCGCAGGCGGUCGGCCGCGCGGGGAAGCCGCCUGCAACUGCACGCCGCCGCGGCGGCCGCCCUCAAGCAGCACCAGCACAGGGCUUCCCUGCACGCCGCCAUCCAGCCGCAUCACCUGGCAGCGUGGCCUUCGUCGUGGCUUCUACGGUGUCAGCUGGCCGCCGCAGCAGCCGGCCUUCUGCUGUGGCCGCCGCCUCCGUCGGCCGGAUGCUGCGGAUUGCCCGCCGCUACUCAUCACUCCGUUCCCCUUCCCGUGGCGUCGACUUCGGUGCAGAACCCGCAGUCUUCGUCCACGACGGCUCUGGCGCCGUUGUACAGGCCCGUGGCUGUGCUUAGCAGGCACAGCUAGCGCGUGGGACCCUCCCGCGGGAGAGACGAUCUGGUUUUCGUAGGUUGUGAUAACAUCCAU
Rhipicephalus microplus (southern cattle tick) is the source of this 756-nucleotide messenger RNA. RefSeq lists its product as uncharacterized. Gene Ontology annotation, molecular function: DNA-binding transcription factor activity; sequence-specific double-stranded DNA binding. Gene Ontology annotation, cellular component: nucleus. Gene Ontology annotation, biological process: regulation of transcription by RNA polymerase II. Lineage: Eukaryota; Metazoa; Arthropoda; Arachnida; Ixodida; Ixodidae. The record is from RefSeq and is a predicted model, not a curated record.